Messenger RNA from Didymosphaeria variabile, 702 nucleotides. RefSeq lists its product as uncharacterized. The record is from RefSeq and is a predicted model, not a curated record. The coding region runs from base 1 to 702 and encodes 233 amino acids. Lineage: Eukaryota; Fungi; Ascomycota; Dothideomycetes; Pleosporales; Didymosphaeriaceae. The transcript has a single exon.
AUGGAUGCCGUAUCAAGCCCCAGCUUGGCUAACAAAUUGCGUCGCUGGCUUUCAAGGUCCGGGUCGUCUCACAGUUACGGGCCGAUUCCAAGGGAGAUCAAGACACCUCCAGUUCCAUCACGAUUCCUGGGGCUACCGAGAGAAGUGAGGAACUUGAUCUACAGAGAAUUGCUUCUGAAUACACAUCCCCUCAUAGUGCAUCUACGAAGGGUGCACAGGUUCGAGGCCAGUACAAGACCGUACCCUGCAAUUCUCCGAACGAACAAACAGAUACACGACGAAGCCGCAGCCGUGCUAUACGGAGAAAACACCUGGUUCAGCGCUGCUCCUGCUAAGUUCUUCUACUGGGCAAACGAACUUUACGAACCGGAAUCCUCUAUCUAUGUUAUUGAAUCAGGCCCUAUCAAUAUGUACCUGCCUUGGAUAAAGCGGUUCGUGCUGUUUCCAGAGGGGCCUCCCGACUGGAUUCGCGAUAAGAUUAUAAAGGCAAGCGAAGUGGAUCUGAUGUUAAGACGAAUGGGCAUCCAGCGACACAAUCUGAAGAAGCUAAUUGUUGGCGUCUCGAGUCAAGAGAUGAGUGCAGAAAUCGCAAACGCCAAUCUUGAUUGGCUAAUGAAGACAGACGAGACAGAGAUGCAAAGAAGAUUCAGCUGGUUUACACAAAGAGGAACCCAGUCAGCGUUCUGGUUAGUGUCCGUUUGA